GGCCGGGCAGGCGGUGAUCGGAGGGGUCCUUUGGGCCUCCGGCGUGCCGGCGACAUGUCCGUCGAAGACCCGUUCUUCGUGGUGCGAGGCGAGGUGCAGAAGGCGGUGAACACGGCGCGGGGGCUGUACCAGCGCUGGGACGAGCUGCUGCGGGAGGGCGCGGCCGUCGGGCGCGAGGAGCUGGACUGGACGACCAAUGAGCUCCGCAACAGCCUGCGCAGCAUCGAGUGGGACCUGGAGGACCUGGAGGAGACCAUCGGCAUCGUGGAAGCCAACCCCGGCAAGUUCAAGCUCCUGGCGGAGGACCUGCAGGACAGGAAGGCGUUCGUGGAGCGGAUGCGGGAGGCCGUGCAGGAAAUGAGGGACCAUAUGGUCAGCCCAGCGGCCGUGGCCAUCAUGGAAAAGAACAGCAGACAGGUCCUGACAGGCUCAUCCACACCCCCCAAGUCCUCGAGUGAUUUGCUCGAUGCCAGUGCAGUGUCCAGCACGUCCCGCUACAUCGAGGAGCAGGCGGCCACGCAGCAGCUCAUCAUAGAGCAGCAGGACCAGCAGCUGGAGAUGGUGUCCGGGAGCAUCCGGAUUCUUAAGAACAUGUCCAGCCGGGUGGGGGACGAACUGGACGAGCAGGCCAUCAUGCUGGACGCCUUCGCGCAGGACAUGGAGCACACGCAGUCCCGGAUGGACGGGGUCCUCCGGAAGGUGGCCAAAGUGUCACGCAUGACCAGUGAUCGCCGGCAGUGGUGCGCGAUUGCUGUGCUCGUCGGCCUCCUCCUCCUCCUGCUUGUCCUGCUCUUCUUCCUCUGACCCGGGCCCUCUGCUCUGGGGGAGACGCUGCACCCUCACUGUGUCUGUCCCCUGGACUUUCCCCAUCUCAGAGCCAUAGGGCCCUCGGGGCUAGUGCCCUGAUACCAACCCUGUUUCAAGUGCACUUACGGAUGGAGUGGAGAAGCACAGCUGUAGGGUGAUUGCUUUGUACUGGGCUGACCCAGGAUGAACCCGGGUUUGACUCCCAGCAUCCCAUAUGGUCCCCUGAGCCUGCCAGGA
Molecule: messenger RNA, 1044 nt
Organism: Suncus etruscus (white-toothed pygmy shrew)
Lineage: Eukaryota; Metazoa; Chordata; Mammalia; Eulipotyphla; Soricidae
Gene: STX10
Product: syntaxin 10
Exons: 8
Coding region: 55-804 (249 amino acids)
Biological process (GO): Golgi vesicle transport
Cellular component (GO): membrane
Source: RefSeq, a predicted model, not a curated record